AUGCCUGAUGUACACUUCGAAAUCAUCGGUUUAGAUGAUAUUGGUAAAGAUGUUGUUAAAAUCUCACCAACAAAAAAACUUAUUCAUCGCUCAAGUUGUAAAUUAACUGAUGCUGAUGUUGAAAAUCUUAAACAUUAUCUUAAUCGUUACAAUCAACCAUGUUCAAAAUCAAUAGUUAAUAAAAAAACUAUUCAAGAAAUUUCAUCCCCAGAUUUAACUAAAAUCUUUAGUAAUUCAUUUACACAUCGUCAUCAACAACAAGAUUAUGUUGAUAUUACAGAUGAUUUUUAUUCGGAUAAAUUUUCUACUGAACGUGUUAAACCAUCUGAACAUUCUCAACCAUUAGCUGAUAUUUAUCGAUAUCAUCAUCAUUAUCGACGACAUCAUCAUCAUCAUACGAAACCAGCUCAUGAAAAACCAGCAACAUCUAUAGCCACUAAUGAUAAACAAGCACUUUCUCUUGAAUUUGCAACAUGUGGUAUGAAAAAAAAUACACGAUUACCAGUACCAAAUGAAAAUUUUUCUUUAACUAAUGGAUGUUUUGGAGACGAUGCUGGAUUUACAAUACGAUCUAAAAAACAAAAUUUUCUAGGAAUUUCUGAUGGUGCCGGUGGUAAUUUAAUGUACGGUUUUGAUCCUCGUCUAUUCUCUGAAUCAUUAAUGCGUAAUUGCUCAAAAUUAGCCGACUCAGGAAAAUAUUUAGCUGAAGAACCCAAACGUCUUCUAUGUCAUGCAUUUGAUUGUGUUCAAACUGAAAAUUGCUUUGGUAGUGCUACAGCCUGUGUUGUUGGUUUUGAUUGUCAUACAGGUCAACUUCAUUCAGUAAAUAUUGGUGAUUCAGGUUACGUUAUUAUUCGAAAAGGUCAUGUUGUUUAUCGAUCACGUUCACAAAAAAUGAAUGGUGAUUGUCCAAGACAAUUGGAUGUUUAUCCCUGGACAGCAUCAUUAAAAAAGAAAGGUCUCAAUUAUACUCAAAUAUCGAGUCUUGAUGCUAUUUGUCAAAAUUUUCAAUUAGAAUUAGAUGAUAUAAUUAUUCUGUCUACAGAUGGUCUAUUUGACAAUGUACCUGAUCGAUUAAUUGAAAGAAUGAUAUCUAAAAAUCAUUCAUUAAAACAUGUAGCUAAUGAUUUAGUUAAUCAUGCUGUUCGUUUUUAUGUUAAACCAGAUGAUAUUCUUGUAAUUAUGGCACGAGUAAUAGCAAAUAAUGAUAAGAAAUAA
Adineta steineri is the source of this 1218-nucleotide messenger RNA. Lineage: Eukaryota; Metazoa; Rotifera; Eurotatoria; Adinetida; Adinetidae. The record is from the annotation of a GenBank genome assembly.